AUGGAGAACUCCGAGAAGAAACUGAAUCAGAAGAGCGACGACAAACCCAGAAAAGUACGGUUUAAAAUCUCCUCUUCCUACAGUGGCCGAGUGUUGAAGCAGGUUUUUGAGGACGGGCAAGAAUUAGAAUCACCCAAAGAAGAAUAUCCUCACAGUUUUCUCCAGGAGGCCCUUGAGCCAAUGGAUGGUGUCUAUGGGUCCGGGGAAGCCCCCAAGCCCCAGCUGUACUCCCCCAAGCUGACUGCUCAGAGAAUCAGCGUGUUCAGAGACAGCGGCGCCUACACUCUGGCGGGCAGCCAGCCCCUGUUCAACGACUAUAAGGCGAACGACCAUAAGCCUCCGCCAAUUAUAGACUUUGGGAAGAUAAUCAUCUACACCAACAACCUGAAAAUCAUCCGAACUCCGAUGGACAAAAGGGACUUCAUGAGGAAAAUCCUCCAAAAGGAAGAGGUGGCUGAGGAAGAGUCUCUGAUGAUCACAGGGGAAAAUGAUGGAGACAGGGAGCAGAGCGGCAGCCCCCUGCCGGAGACAGACCGCACAUUUCUCCACAGUCAGCACACACAGGAUGGGUUGGUCCCUGAGGAUAACUGUCUCCACUGCCAGGGGUCCGGCAUUGCCACCUGUUCUCUGUGCCACGGCAGCAAGUUCUCAAUGCUGGCUAACAGAUUCAAGGAGUCCUAUCGGGCCCUCCGGUGCCCUGCCUGUAACGAGAACGGCCUGCAACCUUGCCGAAUUUGCAGCCCAUAGCUUGUAGCCCUGGCUCUCCUGUGUGUCUUUCUCGUACUCUCUCAUGGCGCUACUCCUGAUAAACCACCCUGCUCCCUCCUGCCUCUCUCAGAAAGGGAGCCUCCUGCAGCCACAAUCACUCCUACCGCUAGCGAAUCUCAAAUAAUUUGAUGACAUUUUGUGAAGUUGGUAACAUCUCUACGCGUGCCUGAGUAACAGGGGCAUUUUUGAAUUAGAACCUGCUUUGAAACGGGUUCCAAAAUUAUCCUUCCAGGAACAUGUGCAUGCAUCUCACUUGAUUUAGCUCAGUCUUCCCCUUGCGGAGCGAACAAAUAACUAAAUGUACACUCCAGGCAGCAGGUUGAAGUCAUUUUCUGGGCCGGGAGCUAUUUUGCAAAAUUAUGCGGUCAGAAAGGAAUAAAGAAGUAGAUUUCCAAUG
Messenger RNA from Rattus rattus (black rat), 1165 nucleotides. It is a transcript of the gene Grxcr2, whose product is annotated as glutaredoxin and cysteine rich domain containing 2. The record is from RefSeq and is a predicted model, not a curated record. Lineage: Eukaryota; Metazoa; Chordata; Mammalia; Rodentia; Muridae. Gene Ontology annotation, biological process: sensory perception of sound. Gene Ontology annotation, cellular component: microvillus; stereocilium shaft; stereocilium base. The coding region runs from base 1 to 747 and encodes 248 amino acids. The transcript is spliced from 3 exons.